AUGGCACGUACUGGUUCUGGUAAAACUGCUGCUUUUAUCUUACCUAUGAUUGAAAAACUGAAGACACAUUCAGCAAAAAUUGGUAUUAGGGCAGUCAUUUUAUCUCCCUCCAGAGAAUUAGCCUUGCAAACUUUUAAAGUUUUCAAAGAGUUUAGUAAAGGCACUGAUUUACGUAGUACUUUGCUUACUGGUGGUGAUUCUUUAGAAGAUCAAUUUGGAAUGAUGAUGUCUAAUCCUGAUGUAGUUAUUGCUACUCCGGGCCGUUUUUUGCACUUGAAAGUUGAAAUGAAAUUGGAUCUUAAAACAGUUGAAUACAUUGUUUUUGAUGAAGCUGACAGAUUAUUUGAGAUGGGAUUUCAAGAACAGCUAAAUGAGUUAUUAUAUGCUUUGCCACCACAAAGACAAACGUUAUUAUUCAGUGCCACGUUACCCAGUUCAUUGGUUGAUUUUGCAAAAGCUGGGUUAAGCAAUCCAGUGCUAGUUAGAUUGGACACAGAAACAAAAAUCAGCGAACAUUUGGAGAUGUUAUUCUUGACGAGUAAAAAUGAUGAGAGGGAGGCUAAUUUGCUAUUUAUACUACAAGAGGUUAUUAAAAUCCCAAUAGCCACAACUGAAGAAAUUUUGAAUUUCAAAAAAACGAUUGGGGAUGACGAUAGUGCUAGUGAUGAGGAAAGUAACAACAAUCGCAGGAAUAAAAGGAAGCAUUUUAAAAAAGUUAAAAUGCCCAGUGCUAAUGAAUUACCAUCUGAAAAAUCCACAAUCAUCUUUGUUCCAACCCGUCAUCACGUUGAAUAUAUAACACAACUAUUGAAAGACUGUGGAUUUUUGUGUUCUUAUACCUAUGGUACUUUAGAUCAACAUGCUCGUAAACAACAGUUGUAUAAUUUUCGUUGUGGUUUAACGUCUAUCUUGGUUGUUACCGAUGUUGCUGCAAGAGGUAUCGAUAUUCCAAUUUUAGCUAAUGUUAUUAAUUAUUCGUUGCCAUCAUCCUCCAAAAUUUUUAUUCAUCGUGUGGGUAGAACUGCAAGAGCUGGUAACAGAGGCUGGGCCUAUUCAAUUGUUUCUGAAAACGAACUACCGUAUUUGUUAGAUCUAGAAUUGUUUUUGGGCAAGAAGAUUUUGUUAACACCAAUGUAUGAAUCUGCUGUGGAACUUUUAAAAAACAAAUGGGUUUCUGAGGGCAAAGAAGAGGAUGCCUUUGUUCCACCAAAAAUUUCGUACACAAAUAGGAUAGUAUUGGGUACAUGUCCUCGUCUGGAUAUAGAAAGUAUGGGGGAUUUAUAUAAGAACCUGAUGGAUUCUAAUUUUGAUUUACAGAUUUUGAAAAAAACUGCACUAAAAGCUGAAAGAUUGUACUCGAGAACAAGACAAACCGCAAGUGCUGAAUCUGUUAAAAGAUCUAAGGAAGUGAUGCAUGGUGGAUGGGAUGAACAAAAUUUGAAAUUUGGUAAAAAUGCAGAAAAGGAAAAAUUGGAAUUUUUGUCCAAAUUACAAAAUAGACGUCAUAAAGAAACUGUCUUUGAAAUUGGGAAAAGUCCAGAAGAUGGUAUUGCUAUUUUAAUGCAAAGGAGAAGAAAGACCUUAGCACCAAUACAAGCCAAAGCCAAAGAAAGAAGAUUGUUGAUUGAAAAGGAAAGAUUAGCUGGAUUAAGGCAUAAUUUGGAAGAAGAAGUAUUAGCUACUAAGAAUGGACAAGGAGAUGACGAUACAGAUUUGGUUUCUGGUUACACUGUUCCAGAAGAGAUACUAAAGGCGAAUUUUGAGGAUGCUGACGAUGUCUUAGGCGAAUCAACCCAUACCCAUAAGGGCAAAAAGACUUAUAGAGAUCCGAACUUUUUUAUCAGUCACUAUGCACCAGUUUCUAACAUUCAAGACAAACAAUUAUCCUUGACAUCUGGCUUCACCAAUGACGCGGCUGGUGCUACAUUUGAUUUGAAUGGUGACGAUAAGGUGCAAGUACAUAAGCAGGCGGUAAAGCUUACCUGGGAUAAGAAAAGAAAAAAAUAUGUUAAUGCCCAAGGUGUUGAUAAUAAAAAAUACAUUAUUGGAGAAAGCGGACAAAAAUUGCCUGCCAGUUUUAGAAGUGGUAAAUUUGAAGAAUGGUCUAAACAUAGAAAGAUUGGUCCAUUAAGGGUUGGUGCUAAGGAGAGUUCGAUUCCAACUAAUUUAUUGAGGAAUCCAAAAUCUGCGGGAACUGAUGGUAAUGUUGGAAGGAAUGGCAGGUUUGUACAUAAGCAAUUGAAAGCACCAAAGUUACCGGAUAAAUAUAGAGAUGAUUAUGAAAAACAAAAGAAGAAGGUGAAUAAAGCGUUGGAAAGUGGUAUUAAUGUUAAAGGCUACAAUACUGCUGGAUCUAAGUCUGAGUUGAAGAGUACCGAACAAAUAAGAAAAGAAAGAACUAUUAAAGAGAAUAAACAUGCCAAAAAUGCUCGUCCUAGUAAAAGAAGGAAAUUUUAG
Messenger RNA from Saccharomycodes ludwigii, 2457 nucleotides. It is a transcript of the gene DBP10, whose product is annotated as ATP-dependent RNA helicase DBP10. Bases 1 to 2457 code for a protein of 818 amino acids. Gene Ontology annotation, molecular function: ATP binding; RNA helicase activity; RNA binding. The transcript has a single exon. NCBI's taxonomy places the organism in Eukaryota, Fungi, Ascomycota, Saccharomycetes, Saccharomycodales, Saccharomycodaceae. Gene Ontology annotation, cellular component: nucleus. The record is from RefSeq and is a predicted model, not a curated record.